AGGGAUAGACACGAGGGGGGGAGAGAGAGUGGAGAUGUUCAAGUUCUUGAAGGGAGUGGUGGGCGGAUCUGGGACGGGACCUAAGGAUCUGCCCUACAACAUCGGCGAGCCGUACCCGUCCGCCUGGGGCUCCUGGACUCACCAACGCGGCACCUCCAAGGAAGAUGGAUCGUCUGUAUCAAUUUUUUCUCUUUCAGGAAGUAGCAGUCAAGAUGGUCACUUGGCGGCUGGUCGCAACGGUGUUAAGCGCUUGCGCACAGUCAGGCAUCCAAACAUCUUAUCUUUCCUACAUAGCAGCGAGGCUGAAAUUUCAGAUGGAUCUACCAUGAAACAUACAAUCUACAUUGUGACAGAACCGGUUAUGCCUCUUUCAGAAAAGAUAAAGGAAUUAAAUUUAACCGGUACACAAAGGGAUGAGUAUUUUGCUUGGGGCCUGCACCAGAUAUCUAAAGCUGUGAGCUUUCUGAAUAAUGAUUGCAAACUUGUUCAUGGUAAUGUGUGCUUGGCUAGUGUUGUGGUGACUCCUACUUUAGAUUGGAAGCUGCAUGCCUUUGAUGUGCUAUCUGAAUUUGAUGGGAAUAGUGAAGCUUCUAACAGUGCAAUGCUGCAAUAUGAGUGGCUUAUUGGAUCACAAUAUAAGCCAAUGGAGUUAGUAAAGUCAGACUGGGGAAGUAUUAGAAAAUCACCUCCUUGGGCUAUUGAUUCAUGGGGACUCGGAUGUUUGAUAUAUGAGCUGUUUUCUGGAAUGAAGUUGUCCAAAACAGAAGAGCUUCGUAACACCUCUUUCAUUCCAAAGUCUCUACUUCCAGAUUAUCAGAGGCUUUUGAGUUCCACACCUUCUCGCAGACUGAAUCCAUUAAAGCUUAUUGACAACAGUGAAUAUUUUCAUAAUAAGUUGGUGGAGACCAUCCAAUUUAUGGAAAUCCUGAACUUGAAGGAUAGCGUUGAGAAAGACUCCUUUUUUCGGAAGCUUCCAAACCUAGCUGAACAGCUUCCUCGUCAAAUUGUGCUGAAAAAGUUGCUUCCAUUGCUGUCUUCCGCCUUAGAAUUUGGGUCAGCUGCUGCUCCUGCCUUAACUGCAUUAUUGAAAAUGGGUUCAUGGCUAUCAACUGAGGAGUUCAAUAUCAAGGUAUUACCAACUAUCGUGAAACUGUUUGCAUCAAAUGACCGAGCUAUUCGAGUUGCACUUCUGCAACAUAUAGAUCAAUUUGGAGAGUCGUUGUCAUCACAGAUUGUUGAUGAGCAAGUUUUCCCUCAUGUUGCCAAUGGUUUUGCUGAUACUUCAGCCUUCCUUCGUGAGCUGACAUUGAAGUCCAUGCUCGUUUUGGCGCCGAAGUUGUCUCAACGUACCAUUUCAGGAUCUUUAUUGAAGUAUCUUUCAAAGUUACAGGUGGAUGAGGAGCCUGCUAUCCGAACAAAUACUACGAUUCUGCUGGGGAACAUUGCUAGUUAUCUAAAUGAAGCGACAAGAAAGAGAGUGCUAAUUAAUGCAUUUACAGUUCGUGCCUUGCGCGAUACCUUUUCUCCAGCUCGUGCUGCAGGAAUUAUGGCUUUAAGUGCCACUAUCUCAUACUAUGAUAUGGCAGAGAUUUCUACAAGAAUCCUUCCUAAUAUUGUUGUGCUUACAAGUGACCCAGAUGGUGACGUAAGGACAAAGGCAUUUCAAGCUAUUGAUCAAUUUUUGCUUAUUGCAAAGCAACAUCAUGAAAAGCUCAUUACAGGAGAUACAAAUGAGACUGCUGGUACUGGAGUACCUUCAAUAGCUGGAAAUGCCAGUUUGCUUGGGUGGGCUAUGAGUUCGUUGACGCUGAAGGGAAAAGCCUCUGAACAUGGCUCACUUGCAUCUGCAAAUGCAACUACAACACCGGAUUUGACUACUUCAAAUCCUAGCUCUGGUAGUUAUGCAGAUACAGCAAGCUCUGCUGUCAACAUCUCGGAUCAGCCUAGACCUUCGUCUCCCACAUCGACAGAUGGUGGUUGGGGAGAAGCUGAUAGUGGGCUUCUCCAAGAAGAUCAUGAUACUGAUAAAGAAGGGUGGGAUGACAUUGAGCCACUGGAGGAACAGAAACCUCCUUCAUUAGCAAGUAUACAAGCUGCUCAGCAAAGGCCAGUGGUGCACCAAAAAUCACAGAAUACAAGUUUCUCUCAACCAAAAACAGCAGCAACCAGAACAUCAAAAGCAGGAGACGAGGAUGAUCUGUGGGGUCCUGUUGCAGUCCCAGCACCAAGGACCGUACCACACAUUGUAAAUGUGCAACCUGCUGCACCAAAAGAGGAUGAUGGCUUGUGGGGUUCUAUCGCUGUGGCACCUCCCAAAACAACUUCGAGACCUCUGAAGACGAAGGCGAGUGCCGCUUUAGACGACAGCGACCCCUGGGCAGCUAUCGCCGCACCACCUCCGACCACCAAGGCAAAGCCAUUGUCUUUGGGCAGAGGCCGGGGCACAAAGCCAGCUUCAGCAAGAUUAGGUGCCCAGCGAAUCGAUCGUAAUUCGUCAGGAUCGUAGGUUAUAUUGGUCAACAAUCUGAAUGCUUUAGAAUUUUGGUGUAAUUUUUUUUUCUCCAGUUGACUGGCUUCUUCUCUCUGUUGCAUGUCUUGUAAUAUUCUUUGCCGACAACAAAAUGCAUGUUUGGUUGGUCCGCUGUACCCUAUGUAUCCAAGCUCUAUUCAGACAAAAUUCAAAACUGUUCAUUCCUACAUUAUUAUUUUUCGAAUGAGAUCCGAUACAGAAUA
Molecule: messenger RNA, 2733 nt
Organism: Musa acuminata subsp. malaccensis (wild Malaysian banana)
Lineage: Eukaryota; Viridiplantae; Streptophyta; Magnoliopsida; Zingiberales; Musaceae
Biological process (GO): protein phosphorylation
Molecular function (GO): protein kinase activity; ATP binding
Source: RefSeq, a predicted model, not a curated record